AUGACCUUAAGCGUCUUCCGUCACGCUGACAACACACGCAUGACCUUAAGCGUCCUCCGUCACGCUAACAACACACGCAUGACCUUAAGCGUCCUCCGUCACGCUAACAACACACGCAUGACCUUAAGCAUCCUCCGUCACUCUAACAACACACGCAUGACCUUAAGCGUCCUCCGUCACGCUAACAACACACGCAUGACCUUAAGUGUCCUCCGUCACGCUAACAACACACGCAUGACCUUAAGCGUCCUCCGUCACGCUAACAACACACGCAUGACCUUAAGCGUCCUCCGUCACGCUAACAACACACGCAUGACCUUAAGCGUCCUCCGUCACGCUAACAACACACGCAUGACCUUAAGCGUCCUCCGUCACGCUAACAACACACGCAUAACCUUAAGCGUCCUCCGUCACGCUAACAACACACGCAUGACCUUAAGCGUCCUCCGUCACGCUAACAACACACGCAUGACCUUAAGCGUCCUCCGUCACGCUAACAACACACGCAUGACCUUAAGCGUCCUCCGUCACGCUAACAACACACGCAUGACCUUAAGCGUCCUCCGUCACGCUAACAACACACGCAUGACCUUAAGCGUCCUCCGUCACGCUAACACACGCAUGACCUUAAGCGUCCUCCGUCACGCUAACAACACACGCAUGACCUUAAGCGUCCUCCGUCACGCUAACAACACACGCAUGACCUUAAGCGUCCUCCGUCACGCUAACAACACACACAUGACCUUAAGCGUCCUCCGUCACGCUAACAACACACACAUGACCUUAAGCGUCCUCCGUCACGCUAACAACACACGCAUGACCUUAAGCGUCCUCCGUCACGCUAACAACACACGCAUAACCUUAAGCGUCCUCCGUCACGCUAACAACACACGCAUGACCUUAAGCGUCCUCCGUCACGCUAACAACACACGCAUGACCUUAAGCGUCCUCCGUCACGCUAACAACACACGCAUGACCUUAAGCGUCCUCCGUCACGCUAACAACACAUGCAUGACCUUAAGCGUCCUCCGUCACGCUAACAACACACGCAUGACCUUAAGCGUCCUCCGUCACGCUAACAACACACGCAUGACCUUAAGCGUCCUCCGUCACGCUAACAACACACGCAUGACCUUAAGCGUCCUCCGUCACGCUAACAACACACGCAUGACCUUAAGCAGCAGAUGUGGAGGCGUCCAUCAGCGAGCGCAGAGGGAGGCUGUGGGCGGGACCCGGAAGCCUCCAUCCCCGGGGAGAGCUGUGUCCAGUAGCCGCCUCUCGGAGCUCCUCAGUCGGCUGCAGAUCACGGAAGAGCCCGCUCCCCAGUGUCUGAGGAGAAUCAGGCAGAAGGAGCAGAAGGAGCAGAAGGAGCAGAAGGAGCAGAAGGAGCAGGAGGAGCAGGAGGAGCAGGAGGAGCAGAAGGAGCAGGAGGAGCAGAAGGAGCAGAAGGAGCAGGAGGAGCAGAAGGAGCAGAAGGAGCAGAAGGAGCAGAAGGAGCAGGAGGAGCAGAAGGAGCAGGAGGAGCAGAAGGAGCAGAAGGAGCAGGAGGAGCAGAAGGAGCAGGAGGAGCAGAAGGAGCAGAAGGAGCAGAAGGAGCAGAAGGAGCAGAAGGAGCAGAAGGAGCAGGAGGAGCAGAAGGAGCAGAAGGAGCAGAAGGAGCAGGAGGAGCAGAAGGAGCAGAAGGAGCAGAAGGAGCAGGAGGAGCAGAAGGAGCAGAAGGAGCAGAAGGAGCAGGAGGAGCAGAAGGAGCAGAAGGAGCAGGAGGAGCAGAAGGAGCAGGAGGAGCAGAAGGAGCAGAAGGAGCAGGAGGAGCAGAAGGAGCAGAAGGAGCAGAAGGAGCAGGAGGAGCAGGAGGAGCAGAAGGAGCAGAAGGAGCAGGAGGAGCAGGAGGAGCAGAAGGAGCAGGAGGAGCAGAAGGAGCAGAAGGAGCAGGAGGAGCAGAAGGAGCAGGAGGAGCAGAAGGAGCAGAAGGAGCAGAAGGAGCAGAAGGAGCAGGAGGAGCAGAAGGAGCAGAAGGAGCAGGAGGAGCAGAAGGAGCAGGAGGAGCAGAAGGAGCAGAAGGAGCAGAAGGAGCAGGAGGAGCAGGAGGAGCAGGAGGAGCAGAAGGAGCAGGAGGAGCAGGAGGAGUAUGGCCCACGUAAGCAACGGGACCCCGGCGGAGGAGGAGGUGCGUAG
Knipowitschia caucasica is the source of this 2175-nucleotide messenger RNA. Lineage: Eukaryota; Metazoa; Chordata; Actinopteri; Gobiiformes; Gobiidae. The record is from the annotation of a GenBank genome assembly.